This is a messenger RNA of Leptonychotes weddellii (Weddell seal), 473 nucleotides long. The record is from RefSeq and is a predicted model, not a curated record. Lineage: Eukaryota; Metazoa; Chordata; Mammalia; Carnivora; Phocidae.
GGGGCCGCCUGGGCGCAUCGCCCGCGCCGCCGCCGCCCGAGCGCGCUACCUGCGACAUGAAGACGCCCGGCGAGGUGUUGCGCGAGGGCGAGCUGGAGAAGCGCAGCGACAGCCUGUUCCAGCUGUGGAAGAAGAAGCGCGGCGUGCUCACCGCUGACCGCCUGCGCCUGUUCCCCGCCGGCCCCGGCGCGCGCCCCAAGGAGCUGCGCUUCCACUCCAUCCUCAAGGUGGACUGCGUGGAGCGCACCGGCAAGUACGUCUACUUCACCAUCGUCACCACCGACCGCAAGGAGAUCGACUUCCGCUGCGCGGGCGAGAGCUGCUGGAACGCGGCCAUCACGCUGGCGCUCAUCGACUUCCAGAACCGCCGCGCCCUGAGCCGCGCACUGGACGAGUCGGGCCCGACGCGGGGCCGCGCCGGCAGGAACCCCGGGGACUGCGGGGGAAACCUGGGCGGGCCGCCCACCCGCUGA